Carica papaya (papaya) is the source of this 701-nucleotide messenger RNA. Its product is annotated as dirigent protein 25-like. Lineage: Eukaryota; Viridiplantae; Streptophyta; Magnoliopsida; Brassicales; Caricaceae. The record is from RefSeq and is a predicted model, not a curated record.
CAAUUGGCAAUGGCGAGGACCACCCACUUAUCUUCUUCAUGCACGACAUACUCGGAGGAUCAAACCCAUCAGCCAGAGCAGUUACAGGGAUCGUCGUCAACCCCGCCGUGAACGGCCAAGUCCCAUUCGCAAAACCCAACGGAGCAAACCUCCCGCUCAACAAUGGCGUCCCUGUAAACAGCAACAACAAUGGAAUCCUCAACAACAACAACGUCCCUUUACUCACUGGUCUGAGUGGAAACGCAGCUACAGGAAUCCAAAACAGCAACAACAAUUUCAUCACCGGAGGAAACGGGUUCCCUGUCCUCAACGGCGGCCAACUUCCCGACGGAACCACCCUCCAAAAACUCAUGUUUGGAACAAUGACAGUCAUCGACGAUGAGCUGACCGAAGGGCACGAGCUGGGAUCUGGGUUGGUGGGAAAAGCACAAGGGUUUUACGUGGCGAGCUCUGAAGAUGGAAGUAGUCAAACAAUGGCGUUUACCGCCAUGUUUGAGAGUGGAGGCUACGUGGAUAGUAUCAGCUUUUUUGGAGUUCAUAGAACUGCGGUUUCAGAAUCUCAUCUUGCGAUCAUGGGUGGGACGGGAAAGUAUGUGAAUGCUAAAGGGUUUGCUACUGUUAAGACUUUCUCUGCUACGAAUCAGCAUGAAACUGACGGAGCUGAGACUCUACUUCAGUUCACUGUUUAUCUGAGUUAUUAG